Oncorhynchus mykiss (rainbow trout) is the source of this 3558-nucleotide messenger RNA. Its product is annotated as endosome/lysosome-associated apoptosis and autophagy regulator family member 2. NCBI's taxonomy places the organism in Eukaryota, Metazoa, Chordata, Actinopteri, Salmoniformes, Salmonidae. The record is from RefSeq and is a predicted model, not a curated record. Gene Ontology annotation, cellular component: membrane. Gene Ontology annotation, biological process: positive regulation of BMP signaling pathway.
GAGAGAACCGCGCGCAUUCAUAACGAGUGGGCACCAUAACCAAAAUCACGCACUGUCAUUCAUGCGUUUGGUCUUCAUCCGAAGCUUUUGACGGACUGUCUUAAAACAAAACGAGGAUGAAGGAAGAGUCACGCGGGUUCUGUUUUCUUAAAUGUUUUUUAUUCAUCAUCAGCGCCCGGCAAUGGGUGUCCGCGAGCAGGAACCUGCGCCCGUGCAAUGAGACAGACUACUACUAUGAGUAUACAGAGUGUGACAGUGCAGGGUCUCGAUGGAGGGUGGCCAUCCCCCACAAUCUGGGCACCUGCUCAGCCCUGCCUACUCCCACCAGAGGAACAGACUGCUCAUUCUCGUGUGCGGCGGGAGAGUUCCUAGAGAUGUCCGCUCAGCAAUGUACGACGUGUGCGGCCGGCUCCUAUUCGCUGGGCAGUGGGGUGCGUUUCGACCAAUGGGAUACUAUCCCUGCCGGCUUCACCAGCCUGGCCACCUACAUGGACCCAGGACCCAGUGUAGAGGAGAGUCAGGCCUGUAAUAGCUCGUCGUGGACGCCGCAGGGCGUGUAUCUGGAGUCUAGUCGUGAUGAGUGCACCGUGUCUCUGGUCUACGCUGUGCAUCUGGAGCAGCAGGGCUCUGUCUCCUUCAGCUACCAGUACCCUGACAACAACAUCUUUUUUGAGUUCUAUGUCCAGAACGAGCAGUGUCAGGAGAUGGCCCAGACCGACGAUCAGAAGUGGAUCAAACUCACCACCAACGGAGAGUGGGACACACACACGGUGAAUCUGAAGUCUGGCACUAACAUACUGUACUGGAGGACGACAGGGAUCCUGGUCGGAGGGAAGAUGGUUAAACCAGUGUUGCUCAGGAACAUCCAGAUUGAGGGUGUUGCCUACACCUCGGAGUGUUUCCCGUGCCGACCAGGCUGGUUUAGCUCCGCCCCUGGCUCCUCCUCUUGCCAGCCCUGCCCCAGGAACACAUCGUCUAACAAGGGAGCCGCCUCCUGUACUCCCUGCCCCGACACACAGUACUCACAUGAAGGAUGGUCACAGUGUAAGGAGAGGCCUCCAUGUUCAGAGAAGGAUUACUUUCAGAUCCACACAGCCUGCGACAGCGAGGGAAAGACGAAGGUGAUGUACCGGUGGGUGGAGCCGAGGAUCUGUGAGGAGAAUGUGACGGGCGCUGUGGCACUGCCCCCUACAGGGGAGAGAGAGGCCUGCCCACCCUGUAACCCUGGUUACUACAACACCGACGACUCCACCUGCUUCCCCUGUCCUCCUGGAACACACUCUGACGGCACCUCAGUGUGUGAGGAGUGUCCUGCGGGGACAGAGCCAGUACUGGGGUAUGAGUAUAAAUGGUGGAACGUCCUCCCUUCCAACAUGAAGACUUCCUGCUUCAACGUGGGCAACUCCAAGUGUGACGACAUGAACGGCUGGGAGGUGGCAGGGGAUCACAUCCGCAGCGGUGCUGGAGGCUCGGAUAACGAUUACCUCAUCCUGAACCUGCAUGUUCCUGGCUUCAAGUUACCCACAUCACUUGCUGGGAUGACCGGGACUGAGUUUGGCCGGAUCACCUUCGUCUUCGAGACAAUCUGCUCUGCCGACUGUGAGCUCUACUUCAUGAUGGAUGUGAACAGGAAGAGCACCACGGUGGUGGAGUCAUGGGAGGGCAGUAAGGAGAGACAGAGUUACACACACAUCAUGACCAGGAACGCAUCCGUAUCAUACACUUGGGCCUUCCAGAGGACCAACCAGGCUCAGGACGUGCGGCGGUACAUCAGUGACGUGGUGAUACUCUACUCGGUGAGCGUGACAAAUGUCCAGGAUGGCGUGGCAUCUGCGUGCCGGGCCUGCGCCCUCUUAUCCCAGAGUUCUCAGCGGCCUGGGUCGUGUAUUCCAUGCCCAGCUGGGUUCUACAUUGACAGAGACACCAACCGGUGCCAGGAGUGCCCCCCCAACACAUACCUGUCUGGUCACCACACAUAUGGAGAAGACGCGUGUCUGCCCUGUGGCCCCGGGAGUAAGAGCAACAAGGAGCACUCUCGUUGCUAUAGCGACUGCUCCUUCAGUCACACGGAGAACAACCGCACCCUGACCUUUGACCUGAGCUCUCUGAGCACCGUGGCCUCGCUCACCAUCGGCCCCAGCUUCACCUCUAAAGGCACAAAGUAUCUCCACGUCUUCAACGUCAGCCUGUGUGGACACCAGGGGACGAUGGCAGCUGUCUGCACAGAUAAUGUCACCGAUCUCGCCAACAAGGACAUGGGGAGUGAUUCCACCCAGUUCGUCAACUCAGUGGACAGCUUCAUCUGUCAAUCAACCAUCAUUCCUGCGGAUGGGCGGGGCUUCAGGAUGGCUCUGGCAUCCCAGUCUAUCAGUCUGGCUGAUACCUUCCUCGGAGCGACAGUGGACAGUGAUUUAGACGGAAUAAACGCUAGACCAGAACUCUUCUCUGACAACUCAAAAACCAUACCAGACAUCAACUUCUUCUACAGGUCUACUCAGGCGACUGGAUCCUGCCAGCGUGGUCGGAGUGCGGUCAUGACCAUACGCUGCAACCCAGAGAAGACGGACCGCGGGAAACUCACAGUGCCCAGUGCGUGCCCUGCAGGUACGUGUGACGGCUGUACAUUUCACUUCCUGUGGGAGAGUGGGAGCGCCUGUCCCCGCUGCACCCAGGAUGACUAUCACCAGAUAGAGGGAGCCUGUAAGGGAGGGGCCCAGGAGACUUUGUCUGUGUGGAAUGAGCCAAAACUAUGCAUCAAAGGCAUUUCCCUGCCAGCUAAGAGCUCCGCCCCCUGCGAGGCCAUUGCCCUAUGGCUAAAGGUGGGGGUAGGAGGCGGGGCCUUCUUAGCUGUGCUGCUCGUCUCUCUCACCUGCUAUUUCUGGAAAAAGAACAAGAGGCUGGAGUAUAAGUAUUCUCGGCUGGUGAUGUCAGCCAAUAAGGAGUGUGAGCUGCCGGUGGCAGAUAGCUGUGCCCUGGCCGAGGGGGAGGAGCCUGAGGAUGACGUGGUCUACUCCCACAAACCCUCACUGCUCGGCAAGCUCAGGGCCAUCGCCAACAAGCAGAGAGAGGGAGACAGCAGUGAGUCAGUACAGCUGAAGUCAUCCCAGUCUGAGAGAUGGGUCUGGGGGUAACGACGAGGGAAGGAAGGAAGGAAGGAAGGAAGGAAGGAGAGCGAAAGGGAAAUAGAGAAAGAAGAAGCAAGAGUUGGUAGGGUUGGCACUGAGUUCCACUCCUCUUCAUGUCUCCUGGACUCUGCUUAUUCCUGAGGACUCCAUCAUGGCUCCAGCUGCUCCAGUUUCCUUUGCAAAGGUACCUGCUCCCAUGAUUCUGACUGAAACUGGAAAGUGGUUUGGCUCCCCACCCUAGACCCUACCACACAGGGAACACAACCAUGCUUAUUGCCAUGGAUAUUGAAGGGCUGCAAAUGAAAGAAACUGUCACUGUUUUUGUAUAUUUUGUAUUGUCAUUUGGAGUUUAUCUGUACAGUCAUGUCCAAAGUAUUUAUAAUUAUUAGUGGUGUUAUGAUUUAUCUUUAUUAAAUUCUCACUUGCCUUUGGG